AUGACGUCCAAGCAGAAGUACACGAACCCCCAGCUCUGCCAGGGCCUCAAGCUGCACCAGGUUCCGAUGAAACUCGCGACGAAUGAGAACCUCAAGGGCAUGGGCGUCGUCGUCGACGACCCCGAGGACUUCACGGUCGAGAAGAGGACCUUCGAGAUCGCCACCUGGCCCACGAGCGGCUGGCGCAAGAUGGACCCGGGCUGCGGCGACGAGGCGGGCACCUGCGAGGGCAAAUUCGACAUUUACUGGGACGGCGACUUGCUCUACGGGAAGAACCACUCGAUCGCGACGACGUCGAACCACUACCUGCUGGGCUACGGGAAGGAGCCCACGGCCUGCGUCAAGGCGCGGCGCGGCGAGGGCCCGGCGGAGUCGCCGGAGACGGUCCGGCUGUGGUACAGCGACUACCACCCGGACGGCGGCCAGCUCUUCUUCCCCGAGGACGGCCAGCCGUUCGUGACGAACCUCGCGCCGCCGCUCGGCGACGACGUGAAGCCGAGCGACUUCACGGCCUUUUACGUGCCCGCGGGCAAGGGCUGCUACAUCCACCCGGGCGUCUGGCACAACGCGGUCUACACGCACCCGAGCACGGGCACGGACCGCACGUUCUUCAACCGCCAGGGCCGCGUGCACGCGCGCAUCUCCGUCAACUGGGCCGAGGAGUUCGGCGUCCUCAUGCAGGUGCCGCUCACCUGGCCGCCGAAGGCGUCCUUCUUCUCCGCGGAGUGA
Molecule: messenger RNA, 729 nt
Organism: Aureococcus anophagefferens
Lineage: Eukaryota; Pelagophyceae; Pelagomonadales; Pelagomonadaceae
Exons: 2
Coding region: 1-729 (242 amino acids)
Biological process (GO): allantoin catabolic process
Molecular function (GO): ureidoglycolate hydrolase activity; ureidoglycolate lyase activity
Source: RefSeq, a predicted model, not a curated record